This is a messenger RNA of Pocillopora verrucosa, 1938 nucleotides long. Lineage: Eukaryota; Metazoa; Cnidaria; Anthozoa; Scleractinia; Pocilloporidae. The record is from RefSeq and is a predicted model, not a curated record.
AUGCACCUCAGCAUAAUAUCUCUUCUUUGCGCCGUUACCUACGGCAUAAGCCGUAUUUCAGGUCCAAAUUUGACGGCUGUUAACUAUGCUGAGAAGAUAAAAGGACAAAUGCUGAACGGAAGCUUGAUAAGAGAUAUAGAAGUGGAUUCGGAAAGUUCCUGUCAGCUUGAGUGUGUAAAUGAAGAGCGAUGUCAGUCUUACAACUUUGGAACCAUUGAGGGCGACUCAAACAAAUUCAAGUGUCAACUAAGCGACUCUGAUCGAUUUGCUGGAUUUGUUAAAUUUAUUGAGGAUAAAGAUUUCAUUUACAGGGGAAUAAAGAGCUCGUGUGAAGAGGACAGUUUCCAAUGUGGUGAUCAUAGAAUAUGCGUUCCCAACUAUCAAGAUGACAGCGUUCGAUGCCAGUGUAAGCACGGCUUCACAGGAAAACCUUGCGAACCAAAAAGCUGCUCUCAAUUGUUUCAAGAUGGUUUUAAUUCUAGUGGCGUGUACACCAUCAAUCCAGAUGGCGGCAAACCAAUCCAGGUGUUUUGUGACAUGACCACAGACGGUGGAGGCUGGACCGUUUUUCAGAAACGCUUGGACGGCUCUGUUGACUUCUAUCUUAAUUGGGAAUCCUACAAAAACGGCUUCGGAGAUCUGAGCGGAGAGUUCUGGCUUGGAAACGACAAUCUUCACCGUUUAACAGCCGCUGAUGACGUUAUGUUGAGAGUUGAUCUAGAAGACUUUGAAGGGAACAUCACGCACGCUGAGUACAGGAAUUUUAAUGUUGCAGACGAAGCUGACAAGUACCGGCUUUUUGUUGAAGGAUACAAGGGCACUGCUGGUGACUCUAUGACGGUACAUAGCAAUAUGAGGUUUUCUACGAAUGAUCAAGACAAUGAUCCAGAUAGCAGCCACCACUGCUCCCAACACUUCAAGGGAGCCUGGUGGUACAGAAGCUGUCAUCACUCCAAUCUAAACGGAUUGUACCUCAAUGGCUCCCAAGUGUCCUUUGCUGAUGGGGUCAACUGGCUUUCUUUUAGGGGCUAUCAUUACUCACUAAAACGCACCGAGAUGAAAGUGAGAACCAAAGCAUAAGACAAUGUCUAUUCCAGGAUAACGCGUCAAUCAAAUCGAGGCUUCAACAACCCCCCCCCCCCUCCUCCCCCACGUCAACACUCGGGCAUUUGACUGUCGUUCUUUCCAAAGGUUGGGGAACUUCAACCUUGCCUGGGUGGGGUGGGCAAUUUAUCCGGACCUGUCAAGUCCCUCCAGCGGAAUACAUUUGUUUUAUCUUUCAAUAUGGAGCUGUUUAAAGGUAAAGAGCUUACUUUCGCAAGCAGAUGGCUCAGAAGAAAAGGUCUACAAGAAAGUCUUAGUCGCUGAUCUUGCUUUUUACAAACAAAUUAACCAUCAAAUCAAGCAUUUGAGUAGGGUGUUUGAACACAAUUUUGGCCCUGAGAAACGGGAAUUUGAACGAGCCAGUCUUAAAAAGUUCAAAUGCCCGGGGAGUUUUCGGGGGAGGGGAUGUUGAAGCUCUUGAAUUGAUCGACGCUUGACCGACAAGAAAACAAUUUGAACUAAGCCCGCGCUAAACCUCAGUUAGGAAGUUGAUACGUAGAUAUGAUGACACCAUGCUCUUAAUUGAAUAUUGUUAGUAGCUUCAAUGCAAUUUACACCAUUGGAUUAGUAUUUAGGUGUAACUUAAAGUAAACGAUACCAUAAUUUGUUUUUAUUAUUAUGAAAAAUUGUCUGUUGUAUCGGUGUUUUGUUAUUCACCUGGACCUACUUAACAAUUUGGCCCCUAGGGACGGGAAUUUGAACGAGCCAGUCUUUAAAGUUCAAAUGCCCGGGCAGUUUUCUGGGGGGGGGAGGGGGACGUUGAAGCUUUCGAAUCGAUUGAAGCUAAACCGACGCAAGAAAACUAUUUGAACUGAAGUCCGCGCUAAACCUAAG